Molecule: messenger RNA, 1880 nt
Organism: Zychaea mexicana
Lineage: Eukaryota; Fungi; Mucoromycota; Mucoromycetes; Mucorales; Lichtheimiaceae
Product: enhancer of polycomb-like-domain-containing protein
Exons: 6
Coding region: 39-1880 (613 amino acids)
Biological process (GO): regulation of transcription by RNA polymerase II
Cellular component (GO): piccolo histone acetyltransferase complex
Source: RefSeq, a predicted model, not a curated record
AAUCACACACACGAGCUACAUCCCACUCCACAAUCUAGAUGGUCUCCCGAUUCCGAGUGAAGAAACUCUCACCCAAGCACCCUCUCCCUAUCUUCAAGGAAUCCCAGCUUCCCGAUAUCACUGAUGCGGCCAACGUGCAGCGCUCAGUGCCACAGAUAGAGACCGGUGUUGAAAAGGAAGAGGAAGAAGAGCAUGAUCUGCAAGCCGCUAUCUCGGCGGCUCAUGCGGCGGUCACCACCGGUGCCAAGGUCGAGAGCUACAUCCCCACUCCCGAUGCCUCUCACAACAUCUCAGAGAAGGAAUACCGCAAAAUGUACAAGAAGGCCUUCAACAAGCCAUCCACCCUGAUACGCUUCUCCUCCACCGUCGAGGACACCACAGGUUGCCCCUAUGUGAUGGACGAAGAAGACGACGCUUUUCUGAAACAGUACAAUAAUGAUACUGCUACUACACCAUCCUUGUCCGAAGAUGACUUUGAAAAGAUCAUGUGGCAGUACGAGUCCACCGUUGACCAGCAUUGGCCUCAUCUUGACGUGGAUCCCUCACAAAUUCCUUCGCUGAAUGCAUUACAACACUUACUGCCAGACAAGUCCAAAUUAAACGAGCGAGUAUAUCAGCAUUGGCGAGAGCGUCGGCUAGCACGCCAAGGCAAAGAUGUUAUACCACAGCUUCUUUCUGAAGACACACUGAAAGGCGAAAUCGACCCUUACGUUUGCUUCCGCCGGCGAGAAACCAAACCGAUUCGCAAGACUCGUCGAACAGACCAACAGUCACUUGAACGGCUGCGCAAGCUGCGUUCAGAAAUGGAGAUGUCUCGAAACCUGCUUGAGAUGGUGCUGCGGCGAGAAAAGAUUCGUAAGGAAGGCCUGGUGCUUGAACAUACUGUAUUCGACAAGAAAUGUAAGCUGCGAGAGUAUCAGCGACAGCUUGGUAUCAAGGAAGACGAAGAUUUGUUGCCGUUGCUGUCCAAGAAGAAACGUAAGACGUCCAUGGAGAGCGGUUCAUCCGGUGCAACGAUUAAAAUCCCACUCAACAAACUCAAACGGGACGACGGCCGGCAUGACAAGUCACCCAUGCAGAUGGCGAUCGACGCAGAACUUGCACGGAAGCGAGAGCUUGAUGCUCCUUACGAAGAUGUUACAGAGUGUCCUUAUCAGCCAUUUCCGCUCCCAUUGCCAAAACAAUUCUAUCAGUCUCUUUCCCAACAAAAGCAGCCACACCAACCUUGUUUCCGAAAACGCAUUGGCCGCGGUGGCCGUGUUCUUAUCGAUCGCACUGGACACAAACGAGAUGCUCUUGGUGGGAAAACUGCGCCUGCCACACCCUUUCAGCAAAAAGCAUACGAACGGUAUCGAUUCGACUCUGAUUCCAGUGACGAAGAUGAACCAUUUGAAGUCGAUGAAAUGGAUGAUCGGUACUUGCAACACCGGACACACUUACUCUCUGAAGCCGAACUCCGCAAUCUCGUUACUAUCCCAUUCGUCACACCACAAAACGUUAUGCAGCAACAGCACCAGCAAGCACAGGCAAGGGCCAAUGGUGGUGGUAGUGGUAAUAACCACAGUCGCUCCGGCAGUUUGAACGGUUCGUCUCUAAACGGUCAAAACAAAGGCAUCGCAUCGCUUCCUAUUAAACGCCAGAACAGCCGAACUAAAAUGACUCCUCAACAAGCUGCGGUUGCCAUGGCAAACGGAAUGAUUGCUGCAAACAUGGCAGCUGUUGUCAAUGGUAACCAAAAGAACGCAAUGCAAAUGGCAAUGGCGGCAGCCCAGCAACAACAGCAGCAGCAGCAACACCCGCAGCCACAGCAGCAGCAGCAGCAGCAAGGGAAUGCUUCGCCAUUGAAGCAAAGUGUUUCAGCUUCACCGCAUCCUUCAUAA